Molecule: messenger RNA, 981 nt
Organism: Lucilia sericata (common green bottle fly)
Lineage: Eukaryota; Metazoa; Arthropoda; Insecta; Diptera; Calliphoridae
Gene: Cpr78Cc
Product: pupal cuticle protein Edg-78E
Exons: 2
Coding region: 117-476 (119 amino acids)
Cellular component (GO): chitin-based extracellular matrix
Molecular function (GO): structural constituent of chitin-based larval cuticle
Source: RefSeq, a predicted model, not a curated record
AUUUGUUAGUAGAUUUUAUGUUUUUUUCAUUUAAAGCUACUCGAAAGCUAAACCGAUAUAAAAGCAAAGGUUUUUAGCAAAAUCAUUAACAGUUUAUCACAGUGUAAUUUAGCAAAAUGUUCAAAAUUUUCGUCUUGACCGCUCUCUUGGCUUUCGCCUAUGCCGACAACAUCGACAAAGAUGCCCAAAUUUUGAGCUUAAAAAACGAUCCUGCCGAUGCUGAAGGUAACUACGCCUACGCUUUCGAAACCAGCAAUGGUAUCCAACAACAAGAAGCUGGCAAUCCCAAUGGUGUAGCUGGUUCAUACGAAUUCGUCUCGCCCGAAGGUGAAAAAAUCUUCAUCAGUUAUACCGCCGAUGAAAAUGGUUUCCAACCAACUGGUGAUCAUUUGCCAACACCACCACCAGUACCAGAAGCUAUUCUUAAAGCUUUGGAAUACAUUGCCGCCCAUCCUCAACCACAAGAAACUAAAUAGAUAGAUAAGAGAUAUAGAAAAAGACAAGUGAAAGAUGAAAACGUUUUAGUUGAAUUUGUAGCGAGAAGAAGAAGAAGAAAGGUGAACAAGUUGCAAUUGGUUUAGUUGUAGCAGUAAAAUAUUUCUUAGAGAGAAAAACUAGUCAAUAUAAAAUUGGUUUACAAUAUUAAAACUAAGAAAUGUUAAUUGAUUUUUGUUUUGUUAUAGUCCUACUUACCUGACUGACCACCUACUCCAAUUGCAACUUGUCCACUUAAUGACCAAACUAUGGCAUAUUCUCAAAGAAAAUAAUAUUAUUUUUUGGUUGUUAGAGAAAAAAAAAUCCUUAUGUAAAUGAUAUUUUUUUUACAUAGUAUUAGUUUGUUUUUAUUAUUGUAUUAUUUAUAGGUUAAACAAAAUUUUAUCGUUAUUUUUGUUCACAAUGAAAAAAUAAUAACGACGGAAUAAAUAUGUUAAAAAAUAAAAUAUUAAAUGAAUAUGAUCAAAUAUAUUUGAAACUAAAAAA